UAGGUAUCAGCUGUUCUGGUAAAUAAAAAAACUACACUUCGAUAUGGACGUCGUCGAUUAUGUGUCAGAAAAUCAGGAAGAUAGCGAGGAAGACACUGUUAUGUCGGAAGAUAAAAGCGAUUGUCUAUCGGAAACGUACGAUGAAAACGAAAGGUGGUGUUACAUGCCGGAUUCGAUUCUCCUCAAUAUCUUUCAAUAUCUGACACCAAGGGAAUUGACAAUUGCUGGAGAAGCAUGCAGGUCAUGGCACAGAGUAUCUUGCGACGAAUUUCUUUGGAAAGAUUUGUUCUAUCAGACGUAUAAAAUAGAUCCGGAUGUCGGCAUCAUGCCAGGGAAAACUUCUUGGUUAGGAGAAUUCAAACGUUUAACAUAUCAUAUACCGCUUUUAGAAACAGAGGUACUUAAAGGACAUUCUCAUCAAGUAUUACACGUUAGUUUUUCGCACAAUGGGAAAAUGUUUGCCACAUGUUCAAAAGAUGGAUAUAUUUUUGUUUGGGAAAGCCAGUACCCUGUUAAAAUAAAAUAUCUUCACGAUAUGAAAACAUUUAGUUGGGAAUAUACACAAUUUUCACAGUUUAAUUCUUCUGAUACUUUGUUACUUGUUUCUGGUGUACAUUUUGGGACUCCACAUAGCACUUCAGGCGAAAUAGCAGUAUUUAGAUUGGCACCUGGCUUCGAUCUCCAAUGUAGAGUAGUAAAUAAACCUUAUGACAUAUUUGGUACAUGGUAUAGUGAGCAUUAUCUUUUAAGCGGUAAUCUGUGUUGGUUGGCACAUUUAGUUACCACUAGCCUCCUUUGGCUCAAUAAAGCAAAUCAAGAGUCAUCUAGUGAACAUAUACCCAUUAUGACACAACUUUUUAGGUUUUAUAAUGGAAAUGCUUCGUCUAUUCGAGCAAUUAUGGUGGCUAAUUGUCUAACACCUGAACAGAAUGAAUCUGAAGAGCAGGAGAGUCAGCCUUCUUCAUCUAAUGUUAAGGAAGGAAAAGGCAAUCCACCAAGCCAUAAAGACAUUUCAUCUUGUAAUGACACUGCUCAAGAUGAAGAACCAGUUGUUCUUCGACAUGCAUCGUCUAGAUUACAAUGCAGUACAUUAGAAGGUAUAUUCAUGAAUUGGAAAAAACUUGGCGAUGGUUUUGAAUAUGCGAAUCCCAUUCAAUACAAUCAAGAAUACAGGCAAGUAGAAAUGGAAAAAAAUGUUCAGGAAAAUGACAGAGAAAGUGAAAAUUCUCAGUGGGAUGAAGAAAAUGAGUCAGAAGAAUCGUCAAAUGCGGAAGAAGGCGAUACUGAUGAACUAGUAAACAACUGUGAAAAGUACCUUAUUUUCACAACUGGAUCUAAAACUUAUACACCUCAUCAAGUGGGUUUCAAGAGAAUAAAAAAUUUGAAGUUUCCAACAAGGCUGGAUCCAGGACCGUCAUUACGCGAAAGAUUAGCACAAAGAGAAAGGGAACGAGAAAGGCAAAAUCCCUAUGCUAAUUAUUUGGACUACGAAUCUGUAGCUGAUAAAUUUGAUAAAGUAGACCAUGUAAUAGAUUUACAUGGACACAUUAUAGGAAUGGGACUUUCUCCUGAUCAUAGGUACCUAUACGUAAACACAAGGCCAUGGCCUCGAGGUUACGUUAUUACAAAUCCACUACAACCUCCGCCGAUAGCUCAAGAAAUCGACAUACACGUAAUUGAUUUGGUAACGUUAAAGCAAGUUGGCACUAUGUUAAGAGCUCACAAAGCUUACACGCCAAAUAAUGAAUGUUUCUUCAUAUUUCUUGAUGUUUGCGACGAAUAUGUUGCAAGCGGAGCUGAAGAUAAACAUGGCUAUCUGUGGGACAGACACUACGGAGUAUGCUUAGCUAAGGUACCUCAUUCUGACGUUGUUAAUUCUGUUGCUUUCAAUCCACGUGAUCCUGAAAUGCUAGUUACGACUAGCGAUGAUUAUACCGUUAAAGUUUGGCGUAGUAGAGCUAUGGUACGUGCAUUGGGUUUAAAUGAAGAUUCCUUUCCUAGAGGUAUGGAAGUACGAAAUAGGUGUAAGUAUCGUAAAACCGGUUGUAAUGUUGAUUGACUAAAGACCAUUAAAUUUCCAAUCUAAAGUUUUUGAAGGUAUAUUAAAUUUCUAUACCUACAACUUGUACUCAGUAGCGUAACUAAAAGGUGACGAAAGAGGUGGUCUGGUUUGGGUAGCACUUUUUUUAGGA
This is a messenger RNA of Hylaeus anthracinus, 2192 nucleotides long. RefSeq names its product F-box/WD repeat-containing protein 5 (gene Fbw5). The transcript is spliced from 9 exons. Gene Ontology annotation, cellular component: SCF ubiquitin ligase complex; Cul4-RING E3 ubiquitin ligase complex. The coding region runs from base 44 to 2059 and encodes 671 amino acids. Gene Ontology annotation, biological process: protein ubiquitination. The record is from RefSeq and is a predicted model, not a curated record. Lineage: Eukaryota; Metazoa; Arthropoda; Insecta; Hymenoptera; Colletidae. Gene Ontology annotation, molecular function: protein binding.